Cucurbita pepo subsp. pepo (vegetable marrow) is the source of this 1005-nucleotide messenger RNA. The record is from RefSeq and is a predicted model, not a curated record. NCBI's taxonomy places the organism in Eukaryota, Viridiplantae, Streptophyta, Magnoliopsida, Cucurbitales, Cucurbitaceae.
UGCGCACAAUAAAGCAUGGCGUUUCUGUCCGUGAGCUGUCUUCGCGCGUUCUUUCUCUUUGCUCGGGGUUUCCUUUUGAAGGUCAUCUUUCAGUUACAGGUGCCGUUGCUUGUUUAUGACGUUCAAUUUGCAACAUAUUUUCCUUUUCUACUCAAAUUUCAUGGUCCUCUGUGUAUAACGCGCGGUAAUUUCAUCAAAGAUGCACUACAAAUCGUUCUGUACUUCUCAAAUUUAGGGUUUCAAUCCGCUUGCCAUGUUGUCGGUGUCCAUAAUCGAUUUACGAGCAGCGACUUUUGUUUUCUUUCUCAAUUUAUGGCGGCACUGACAGAUUUCUGUCGGGAUAGUGGCGACAUUUCCGCCAGGAAUGAUCUGAAUACAAGUCCAGAGAUGUUGAAGCCAUCUUCCGCUUCCUCAGACGAUGUCUCACCCAACUCGAGAGGAAAGAGUUCAGAUUCUGGUAUUAACAUGGAAGGGACGGCAGGUUGGAGGCUUUCAAAUAGCCCUUGGAACUUGCAAGUAAUUGCGCGAUCUCCCGGAUCACUUACGCGUUAUAUGCCAGAUGACAUUCCGAUCGUUACUUCUCCGAUGGUUUACAUUGGCAUGUUGAAGAUCAUGAGUUGCAUAGCAUGAAUUUUCUUUCCAUUUCAGGAGAUCGUGCAUUUGCUUUUGAGGAAGUUGUAAGAACUCAGGCUUCCGGUGGUUGUGUCGACCACCCAGGCAAGAAGACAAGAAAUCCAGAUUAGAUGAGAAGUUAAACGCUCUGUUCCAAUCAACAUCCCUGAAUAACACAAAACCAUCCACAAGUUUCACAUGAAUGACGACCUAAGGAAAUGGAAAAAAGAUCCUACCUCGAGAUUUCUUAAUGGAACUUCCUAUUACAUUCGAGAAUCUAGGAAUGUGUAAAGUGAAAAUCGGGAUUCCACUUCCCUCAAUGUAACGACCCAAGCCAACUGCUAGUAGAUAUUGUUCUCUUUAAGCUUACUCUCGAGGUUUUAAAAUGCAUCU